UAGAUGAGUAACUCCUUUUCUUUUCUGGACUAUUUUGUGUGCAGUUCUAUCUGAAAAUUUAUGUAAACAAAGAUGGCCGUCUUUCGCAACCUUCAGAAAACUUUUCUACAAUUUGAGAAGAAUUUAGUGUCACCAGUGGCUCUUUAUCAUAAAAAUGUGAUUGAUCAUUAUGAGAACCCUCGCAAUGUUGGAUCCUUGGAUAAAAAUGACAAGAAUGUUGGCACAGGUCUAGUGGGAGCACCAGCAUGUGGGGAUGUCAUGAAACUGCAGGUUAAAGUUGAUGAGAAUGGGAAGAUUGUUGAAGCGAAGUUUAAGACGUUUGGCUGUGGAUCAGCCAUAGCCUCUAGUUCCUUGGCAACAGAAUGGGUAAAGGGCAAAAAUGUUACAGAGGCUGCUGGGAUAAAGAACACAGAUAUUGCCAAGGAAUUAUCAUUACCCCCAGUGAAGCUGCAUUGUUCAAUGUUGGCCGAGGAUGCUAUCAAGGCAGCUCUGAAUGAUUGGAAAGUAAAGAACAAUAAGUCAGAUGGAUAAUCAAACAGUAUUUCCAGACACAUGUCUAGAAUUUGGAAUAGAAAAAAAAGACUUUUACUUUGUGAUAUUAAUUUCAAAAGCUGGUUUUUGCAUAAUUGAGUUGGGUUUGUUGAUAGUCAUCAUUUUUGUGUUACAUUAUGUGACCUUUAGAAAAAAAUAGGUUUGUUAUAUUUGCAAGAUUUUAUGUUAGCAAGAUAUUUCGAUCUUUAUACUUAUAUUUCAUCUAUAAACUUAAAAUUGAUUUACAUAGGACGAUCAUUUGGAAGGAAAAAACCUUCUGUAGCUUAAUAAUAAUAAUUAAAUUUUAUCUUAUUACCCAGAAUAUUUACUAUAACAUUUUACUUUUAUUAUCCAGUAUUUUUGUAUAAUUUAGUCACUGUGACCCCUUAGAAAAGGUCAUAUUUUGUGCCCACUUAGUGUAUUAUGCAACCAAAUUAACUUUGUAGCAUUGUAACACAAAGCAAAUUUUGAAAAUGUCUGCAAAGAUAAUCACUUGUGGUCACAUGUUUUUGUGUAAUAUGUGUUGUCAUUGUUAAAUUUUACUCCUCAGUGUUACUGUUUUACAAGAUUAAAAAUAAAGUACAUUAUACAUGUAAUUACAAGAAAAUUAUGAUAACAAUAUACAUGUAUAUACAGUCAAAUUAAUUUUACUUAUAUAAUAAUUUAUAUAAACCGGUAUUCAAGCAGCUUCAGCACACAGCAAAUUUUCCUGCAUACCAGUCAUUGAAUUUAAGAUUUUGAAUUUACUGGACCGAAUUCCAGUUUUGAAUUUAUUCUACUAUAUAUUUAACAAAAUUUUCUUAAAAUUUACACUGGCCUUAACUAAUUUUCACUGGCCAACGGACCAGUGAUUAAUUCAAUGACUGAUACCACAUUGACCACUGGCCGCAUUUGACAAUAUAACGAUAAUUAAAACUAGAAAAUACUGAAUUUUUACUGUGAACCUAGACUCACAGACCAGUAACAGCAAAUUGGCCACAUAACACACAUGAGCACUAGCUCAAGUUAAACUGUAUUGGUAUAAUAACGUUAAGGCAACAUUAUGCAGUUUAUGUGUGAAAGAAAAUUUUGUCUUUAUGGUUAAUUAACCUGAACUUGCUGCACAGUAGUGACAGUAAUGACCUUUAUUUGAAGUCAUGUCUAAAUUGGCAAACCCUUAACUGCACUGUCACUUUGUCAUAUAUUUGCAUGAGUUGUGGAAAAUUUAAAGAAUUAUUAUAAUGAUGUUACCUGUCACUAUAUUGAAUAAAGUGCAAAUUUUAGAAGAUAUAACCAAUCCUUUUUUUCAAGUAUGAACAAAUAAAUUUAUGACUUAUCCAAAAAGCAGUUAAAGGUGCUUAUAACUAUGUAAAUAUUGUGUUGUUAAUCAUGCAUGAUUAAAUAAAUUGAACUCAA
This is a messenger RNA of Ruditapes philippinarum (Manila clam), 1926 nucleotides long. Its product is annotated as iron-sulfur cluster assembly scaffold protein IscU-like. The transcript has 5 exons. Gene Ontology annotation, biological process: intracellular iron ion homeostasis; iron-sulfur cluster assembly. The coding region runs from base 73 to 531 and encodes 152 amino acids. Lineage: Eukaryota; Metazoa; Mollusca; Bivalvia; Venerida; Veneridae. Gene Ontology annotation, molecular function: ferrous iron binding; 2 iron, 2 sulfur cluster binding. Gene Ontology annotation, cellular component: mitochondrial matrix; cytoplasm. The record is from RefSeq and is a predicted model, not a curated record.